Miscanthus lutarioriparius is the source of this 1029-nucleotide messenger RNA. The record is from the annotation of a GenBank genome assembly. Lineage: Eukaryota; Viridiplantae; Streptophyta; Magnoliopsida; Poales; Poaceae.
AUGGACGCCUACGAGGCCACCAAGGUGGUGUUCUCGCGGAUCCAGGCGCUGGACCCGGACCACGCCGCCAAGAUCAUGGGCUUCCUCCUCAUCCAGGACCACGGCGAGAAGGAGAUGAUACGCCUCGCCUUCGGCCCCGAGGCGCUGCUCCACACCAUCAUGGCCAAGGCGCGCAAGGACCUCGGCCUGCUCCCGGCACCGGGCUCCGGCCCGGGCACGCCCACCUCCGCCGCGCACUCGCCGUUCCUCCUCUCGCGCCAGAACUCCGGCCGCAGCGGCGGUGGUGGCGCCGGCACCGCGCCGUCGCCGCUCUCGGUGUCGUCGCCCUCGUCGUGGGCACCGCCGCCCGUGUUCUCCAGGAGCAACAGCGUCGUCAGCAAUGGCGCGGCGGCGGAGGAGGCGUUGGCCGCCGUCGGGGAGGACCUCAUGAGCCCGGCCGCAGGCGGGAACGCCCCGCCGUCGCCCUUCUUCGCCGCCGGGGACCCGCUCCUCGACGAGCUCCAGCUGCAGGAGCAGCUCGCGUUCCUCAACGACGCCGGCGGCGGCCACCAGCUGACCCUGUUAGACGCCGCCGGCGAGUGCCGGAGCCCCGGGUCUGGCGAUGCCGCCGGGUUCUUCCCGUACGGCGGCCUCGGCUGGGCCAACGGCGGCGGCCCAGGGCACCGCCGGAGCUCGUCGGUCAGCGAGCUCUGCCUCGGCGGGGCCGACGGACUCGGCUGGAAGCCCUGCCUGUACUACGCCCGCGGGUACUGCAAGAACGGCAGCGCUUGCCGGUUCGUGCACGGCGGCCUCCCCGACGACGCCACCGCUCUCGCCGGUGCUAAGGACACCGCCACCUUGGAGCAGCAGUUCCAGGACAUCCUACUGCGCUCCAAGUCCCAGCGCCUGCCGCCGCCGCCGCCUUCCCCUACUCCCCCCGACCGGCUCGCUCCCUGGCUCCCCGUCCGCGGCUACCAAGUGCCUCAGCUUGCUCUUGCAGCAGCAGCAGAACGAGAACCAGAGGUCUGCCAUGCAUGUUCGAGGAGCUAG